ACUCGUCCACGAUGCUCUGUAUGUCACUGAUUCAGUGAUCUUUUAAGCGGUAGUCUCACGACCCGGAUAGUAAACAAUAAACAUGGAGGACAUGGAGUCGUUAGUGUUGCUGGUCUUGGUGCUGUGGCUUGUUGUCACCGACAACGCCAACAGAUACUGGCAAGAGCGUAUAGAUGAGGCGAGGCGCAUAAGGCUUCAGAAAUUCUCGUAAUUCAUAAUUAUUCUCCUUCCGGGUUUGCGGUGUUUACAGAUCCCAGCGCGCUCGCGGGGCGUGUGUGGGCAUGUGAGGACACGCCUCCUCACCAAUCAGUGCACAGGGGAGUGUCUGCUCACGCCCCCAACCUCAGUCGGCACGGCUUGGCUCGCUUCAGCCCCACUCCAAAACGGUGCGAGUUUUAGGGGCUAAGCAGGGCUGAAACGAGCUGAGUCGUGCUGGUUUUUGGUAGUCGAAACGCGAGCCGUGUCGGGCUGAAGUGAGCUGAAGCGAGCUGAAGUGAGCUGAAAAAGGGUAGUGGAAAAGGGCCACAAGAGGCUACAACAGGACGUCCCGACGUGCUGGAAUAGCACAUUCCUGAUGAUGACAUCUCUACUGGAACAGAAGCGCGCACUGGUCAUGUACGAUUCUGACCACGGACUGCCUGUAUCUCUCGACACAAACCAGUGGAGUCUCAUUGAGAAAAUGACCACACUCCUGGCACCGUUUGAAGAAUUGACGAGAGAGAUUAGCUCGCAUACAGCUACAGCUGCUGACGUGAUCCCGUCUGUUGUGGCACUUAAGCGUUUUCUGAACAAGACAGCCAAAACCGACAGUGGGGUGAAAACAACCAAGUCUGCACUGCUUGAAGCUGUGAACAAGAGAUUUGAAACCACUUUUUCCGAGCAAAUCUACUACUUGGCAACAAUCCUGGACCCCAGGUAUAAAGAUCGCUACUUUGAUGCAGAUCUCAAGCAAGCAUUGAAAAACAAGCUAGAGAAAGAAGUGGACAAGAUGACAGCAUCAGUGACAACCAGCACUUGUGCCACAGAUGGGCCUACACCAAAGGCAGAAGACGCCGAGCUAGAAGGUGAACCACAAAAAAAGAGGAUGUGUACGCCAAGUGAAGGGCAUUCGUUCCUGGACAUGUUCAAUGAAAUCCUGGAGGAAAAGGAGCAGAAUGAACAGGCAACAGGUCCAACGAGUUUGCAGGUGCAUGGUUACCUGAGUGAGCCCACCAUCCCCCGAAACAUGAGCCCACUGCAGUACUGGCAAAGCAACAUGAGCCGCUUCCCUGCCCUCGCCCCAGUGGCACGCAAGUACCUGUCUGCUCCAUGUACUAGCGUGGAUGGUGAACGUCUCUUCUCUGCUGCUUCAAAUGUUAUCAGUGAAAAGAGAAAUAGGAUCGGUACAGAGAGAGCAGAAAUGCUCCUGUUUGUUAAGCACAACAUUUGUCUGCUUUCAAAGCCCGGAAAGGCCAAGGUUUAG
Messenger RNA from Neoarius graeffei (lesser salmon catfish), 1462 nucleotides. RefSeq names its product zinc finger BED domain-containing protein 4-like. Bases 575 to 1462 code for a protein of 295 amino acids. The record is from RefSeq and is a predicted model, not a curated record. The transcript is spliced from 2 exons. Gene Ontology annotation, molecular function: protein dimerization activity. Lineage: Eukaryota; Metazoa; Chordata; Actinopteri; Siluriformes; Ariidae.